ACCCUAUGUGUAGGACUCCAAUUUCCUCACAGCCCACCAUUUCUGCUUGAUCGAGCUCCAUCAUCCAUUUGAUAAUGGCAUUCGGAGUCUUCAGUCCCUUCCUCUUCAAGCCAUUUAUUCCUUCUCCUUCCGUAGCCCGCAGAGCUCCCUGUCUUCCAUUGCACAGAAAUACCAGUCAAACAAACUCCAUAACAGCAACAAGAGCAGGUGAUCCUAUGAAAUUGCUCUGCACCAUUAAUGCCUUGUUCUUGAAGCAUGUAGGUAAGUGUAACACACCAUUUCAUAUUUGGUUAAGUCUAAUCUCUGAAAUGGAUGAUAGAGUAAUAUAUGGUUAUUGGAUGAGCCCUGAUUUAGAAGAUGGCUGGGGCUUUGUUGUGGCUGCUGUUGAUCAACUUUAUAGUGUAUGAGAAUUUUCUUAUGCUAUUAUAAGUUUAUAACAUCGCCUCUUGUUGAAAAA
Molecule: messenger RNA, 457 nt
Organism: Dendrobium catenatum
Lineage: Eukaryota; Viridiplantae; Streptophyta; Magnoliopsida; Asparagales; Orchidaceae
Exons: 3
Coding region: 75-407 (110 amino acids)
Source: RefSeq, a predicted model, not a curated record